AUGCAGUGGGUGAAGGUGCUUGGGGGGGUGGUGGGGGCUGCUGCCCUCUUGGGGCUGGGGAUCAUCCUCGGCCACUUUGCCAUCCCUAAAGGGGCCAGUGUCCCAGCGCCCAGCGUCUCCCAGGACCUGGACCUGGAGAUCCUUGAGACCGUCAUGCAGCAGCUGGAUGCCAGCAGGAUCCGAGAGAACCUCAGAGAACUCUCCAGAGAGCCUCACUUGGCCUCCAGCCCCCGGGAUGAGGCCCUGGUGCAGCUGCUGCUACAGCGAUGGCAGGACCCGGAGUCGGGCCUUGACGCAGCUGAGGCGCCCGCCUAUGAAGUGCUGCUGUCCUUCCCCAGCCAGGAGCAGCCCAACCGUGUGGCCGUUGUGAGUCCCACCGGGAGCGUCGUGUUCUCCUGUCGCCGGAGCGAGCAGAACCUGACUGGGGAGCAGGCGGGGCCCGACGUGGUGCCCCCAUAUGCCGCCUACGCUCCCCCAGGAACCCCACAGGGCCUCCUCGUCUAUGCCAACCGAGGAACGGAAGAAGACUUUAUGAAUCUACAGACUCAGGGCAUCAAACUGGAAGGCACCAUUGCGCUGACCCGCUAUGGGGGUGCAGGACGAGGGGCCAAGGCUGUGAACGCUGCCAAGUACGGGGUCGCUGGGGUGCUGGUAUACACGGACCCCGCAGACAUCAACGACGGGCAGAGCUCCGCCAACGAGACCUUCCCAAACUCCUGGCGCCUGCCUCCGUCUGGGGUGGAGCGAGGCUCCUAUUAUGAGUAUUUUGGGGAUCCCCUGACUCCCUACCUUCCAGCCAAUCCCUCUUCCUUUCGCCUGGAUCCUGAUGCUGCUCCUGGAUUUCCUCCGAUUCCCGCUCAACCCAUUGGCUUCGAUGAUGCCAAAAGCCUUCUCUGUAACCUCCAGGGACCCGUGGCCCCGGCUGCCUGGCAGGGAGCACUGGGUUGUGACUACAGGUUGGGGCCCGGCUUCCGGUCUGAUGGUGACUUCCCAGCAGACAGCCAGGUGAACGUGAGUGUCCACAACCGCCGGGAGCUGCGGAACUCCUCCAACGUCCUGGGGAUCAUCCGCGGCGCUGUGGAGCCAGACCGCUACGUGCUUUACGGAAACCACCGCGACAGCUGGGUACAUGGGGCCGUGGACCCCAGCAGUGGCACUGCCGUCCUCCUGGAGCUCUCCCGAGUCCUGGGGACCCUGCUGAAGAAGGGAACCUGGCGUCCCCGCAGAUCUAUAGUGUUCGCGAGCUGGGGCGCAGAGGAGUUUGGGCUCAUUGGCUCCACAGAAUUCACCGAGGAAUUCUUCAGCAAGCUGCAGGAGCGCACCGUGGCCUACAUCAACGUGGACAUCUCGGUGUUUGCCAAUGCCACUUUGAGGGCGCAGGGGACGCCCCCGGUCCAGAGCGUCAUCUUCGCUGCGGCCAAACAGAUCCCCGCACCAAGCCCGGUUGGCCUCAGCAUCUACGACAACUGGAUCCGGUAUUCCAACCGUAGCAGCCCAGCCUACGGUGUGGUUCCCAGCCUGGGCUCUCUGGGCGCUGGCAGCGACUAUGCACCUUUCAUUCACUUCCUGGGCAUCUCCUCCAUGGACAUCGCCUACACCUAUGACCGGAGCAAGACUUCAGCCAGGAUCUACCCCACUUACCACACAGCCUUCGACACCUUUGGUUACGUGGACAAAUUUGUGGACCCUGGCUUCAGCAGCCACCAGGCUGUGGCCCAGACAGCAGGGAGCGUGCUUCUUAGGCUCAGCGACAGCCUCUUCCUUCCUUUGAAUGUCAGUGACUAUGGAGAGACCCUCCGAAGUUUUCUGCAGGCUGCACAGCAGAACCUGGGGGGCCUGUUGGAGCAGCACAGCAUCAGCCUGGGACGUCUGGUGACUGCAGUGGAGAAAUUUGAGGCCGCAGCCGAGGCCUUGGAGCAGCACCGAUCUGCGCUGCAGAAAGGCUCCCCUGACCCCCUGCAGGUCCGAAUGCUCAACGACCAGCUGAUGCUCUUGGAGCGGACCUUCCUAAACCCGAGAGCCUUCCCAGAGGAACGCUACUACAGCCAUGUGCUCUGGGCACCCCGCACCAGCUCCGUAGCCACAUUCCCCGGCCUGGCUAAUGCCUGCUCCAGGGCCAUGAACACCAGCCUUGGAUCGGAAGCCUGGGCUGAAGUGCGGAGGCAGCUCAGCAUCUUGGUGGUGGCCCUGGAGGGUGCAGCGGCCACCCUAAGGCCUGUGGCUGACCUCUGACCCCAGCUCCCCACAGCCUUCAACCUGACAUUCUCCCACUCCAGUUUUCUUUGAGUGUGUUCCAGUCUUCCUUGAUGCCAACUUGAGGCCCAAUUAAGGGACCCUAUCAAGCUUCUGAGACAACAGCUUAGGGUCCCACCAGUUGGGGACACCGGAGGGGAAUGAGAUGCUUUCCUCAGGGUAUAUACCCCUACCCUGUCUCAACUCCUCCCUGCCCUCCCCCAA
Neogale vison (American mink) is the source of this 2457-nucleotide messenger RNA. It is a transcript of the gene NAALADL1, whose product is annotated as N-acetylated alpha-linked acidic dipeptidase like 1. The transcript has 18 exons. Bases 1 to 2232 code for a protein of 743 amino acids. Gene Ontology annotation, molecular function: carboxypeptidase activity. The record is from RefSeq and is a predicted model, not a curated record. Lineage: Eukaryota; Metazoa; Chordata; Mammalia; Carnivora; Mustelidae.